AUGGCUCAACUUGCUCUUUCAUUGCUCUUACUGAGCGGUGCUACUGCCUUCUCAUCUCGUCUGCCUGUCCAACUCCAUACCCGCUCAGCGGUAACAUCACGCCUCGCCAAUGUCCAUCUCUCGGUUGAGAGGUCCAUUCCUGGCCCCGUCACCGUCACCUAUGGGUCUUGUUUGUCUACGACCAAGCAGGACUCUCACCAUAUUCUAGGAGAAGCAGACGGCGAUAGGAAGCAUUCAAGUUCGGUACGGCUCGUAUGGGUCCUCCCCGAAGACAGCGAGUCCGGUGGCUGCCUCUCGGCUUGGGACUCAGUAGGCACCCUUGUCGGACGGAGCGAGCCCCAGGAACUUCAGCAGCGUCAUAAGCGCAGGGCGAGCAAGCGUGCCGAUAGCAUCCCAAUGGACAACUCUACCGGCAUCGAUGUCCUAGGGCCAUGGUUUGAGGGGGUAAGGCUCUUGGAGAACAGGCAGCCAGGUCCCGUGGAUGUCAAAGCCGCCAAGGCCAAGGAGAUCGCCAUUGUGGGAGCGGGCAUGUCGGGCCUCAUGAGCUAUCUCGUCCUGCACCAGGCCGGGAUGAAGAACAUUAAAAUUCUUGAAGCGGGCCAGCGUCUUGGUGGCAGAGUCCACACCGAGUACCUUAGCGGCGGUCCUUUCGACUAUUCGUACCAGGAGAUGGGCCCGAUGCGGUUCCCCUAUACCUACAUGGAUCCAGCAACCAACGAGACGCUCAAUAUCUCGGACCACAGACUGGUCUUCCAGCUGGCUGAGGAGAUGAAUCGCCUCAACCGAAACGAUAAGAACCUGAGUGUUGACUUCAUCCCCUGGAUCCAGAGCAAUCCGAACGGGCUGGUCUACAGGAACGGCUUCAAGCUCCCCACGGGGCUACCGCCCACCGUUGCCCAAAUCCAGGCCGAUCCGUCUCUCGGAGGCCCCGUAAAGGUGAUGGAUGAGUCAACGAGGCAGCUAUCGGCCGCCGUGCAGGAGUACAUGCCUGGAUCCGAGAUCUACGCUGAGAUUGCUCGCAACACGUUCAAGGCUCACAAAGACUGGAUCGAAAACGGUCUUAAGGGACUAGGUGGUGACGUUUGGUCCGAGUUUGCUUUCAUGGUCAAUCACUUAAAGGGCAGCCUCAAUGACACGGAUGUUAUCGGCGGCGGAGAUGAGGCAUACUGGCACACCGCCGCGUGUUCUGAAAUGCAGCUUUACGACGCACUCUACUUCAGUGCCGCCUCUUGGAGAACCAUCAACGGGGGUCUCAACCGCCUGCCCCUUUCCUUCCACCCCCUCGUCAACAAAGUCACCCACAUGAACCGCAAGAUUGAGCGCAUUGCGUUCGUCCCAGGCAGGAAUAACGGAACCAGCAAAGUCCAGCUACACUGGCGCGACACCUCCCGACGGGGCAACUCCCACCUGCAGAGUUCGGUGCACGACUACGCCCUCAUCUCGGCGCCCUUCUCCGUGGUCCGCAGCUGGCGGCUCCCGCCCACCCUCUCGACGACAAUGGCCAACGCGAUCCAGCACCUCCACUACCAGCAGGCGUGCAAGGUCGCGCUCGAGUACUCGACCCGCUUCUGGGAGCACUACGCCAACCCCAUCGUGGGGGGCUGCUCGACCACGUCCGACAUACCGGGGAUCGGGUCCAUCUGCUACCCGAGCUACAACAUCAAUGGCACGGGCAAAGCCACCAUCCUCGCCAGCUACUUCUCGACCGAUCCCUGGCCCGUUUCGCUGUCGGAGGAGGACCAUGUCAAGUACGUGCUGGAUGCCAUGACCGAGAUUCAUGGAGAGAGCACGAGGAAGCUGUAUACCGGCAGGUAUAACAGGCGCUGUUGGGCGCUGGAUCCCCUAGAGGCGGCCGGCUGGGCGUCGCCGACUGUGGGACAGCAUCAGCUGUAUAUCCCGGAGUAUUUUAAGACGCAUGAUGGGCUUAUUUUCAUCGGCGAGCACACGAGCUACACUCACGCCUGGAUUGCAUCCGCCUUGGAGUCAGGGAUACGGGGUGCAGUGCAGCUGCUACUUGAACUCGGGUUGGUGGAUGAGGCCAAGGAGGCCGUGACCAAGUGGAUGGCAAGAUGGAUCGACAUUUGAGU
This is a messenger RNA of Canariomyces notabilis, 2087 nucleotides long. RefSeq names its product L-amino-acid oxidase-like protein. NCBI's taxonomy places the organism in Eukaryota, Fungi, Ascomycota, Sordariomycetes, Sordariales, Chaetomiaceae. Gene Ontology annotation, biological process: amino acid catabolic process. The record is from RefSeq and is a predicted model, not a curated record. Gene Ontology annotation, molecular function: L-amino-acid oxidase activity. The transcript is spliced from 6 exons. Bases 1 to 2085 code for a protein of 694 amino acids.